Molecule: messenger RNA, 606 nt
Organism: Magnusiomyces paraingens
Lineage: Eukaryota; Fungi; Ascomycota; Dipodascomycetes; Dipodascales; Dipodascaceae
Exons: 1
Coding region: 1-606 (201 amino acids)
Source: RefSeq, a predicted model, not a curated record
AUGGCUUUAAGAAGAAUUGUUGGUGCUUAUCGCACAACUCCUAUUGCGGUAUUACAAAAGGAAGCUGGUAUAAUGCCAUAUAGUAUUAGGCUAAAAUUUAUGGUGGCACGAAAAGCUAUUCGUUUACACCUAAAUAUUAGCAAAACUAAUCCUAUUAAUGGUCAUUUGUUAACAUUGAUUGAGAAAUCUCCAAUUGCAAAGCUAACCACGCUUUACAUGUUGGCGAAAGAUGAUAGAGACUAUAUGAUUAAAAAGGAUGAAAAACGAAAAUGCAAGAGGGUUGAACCUCUUACACUGAAACAACAACAAAAUCAGACGAUUGGAAUUUUGAAGAAACAAGCAAUGGAAGAAUGGCAAGAAAUGUAUUGGAACAGCAGUAAGGAUCUGUGGUAUCAUAAUAUCACAGUGGAGUCGAAAUGUACUGAUAAUCUUUCCAAAAUGGUUACGGGAGUGAUCAUGAAGAAAGAUAGUCGAAGGAUCUUGAGUAAUAUUACUCAAUUUCGCACAGGCCAUGGAAACUUUGGCGCAUGGUUUAAAAAGUUUGAAUUGAAAAGGAUAGUUACAACUGCAAAUGUGGAGAGCUGGAAACAGUUCAUCACAUUUUAG